AUGGACAAAUGUGAGUAUGAGCAUGAGGAUAGUAUUUUUUAUAAUGAGAAGUAUUCAGGUGAUGAGUCAUACUUAGAUGAUUUGCAGCAGGAAGAAAAGUUUGGUGAUGAGUUAGACGAUAAGGAGAUAUUUGAAGAAUUGACAGAUUAUGAUUAUGAUGAUGUAUAUGGAUUGGAUUCAAUUGAGGAUUUAUUGAAACUUGACUUUUUAAGUAUUGGUGAGGUUGAAGUUGACAAGUUUCACUUUGGAACCCUACCAAUUGCUUUUGAAUUUUACAACAAAUUUACAAAGAGCCAGGAUUUCAGUGCAAGAAAAGACAAAAACUGGAAGAACUCAAAUGACGAGACCUAUAUUCAUAUUUGUUAUUGCCAGGUCACCGGGAGUAUAUCUAAAGCCGAAAUUGCACUCAUGAACAACAUGCGCAAGUCGAAAAUUAGCACAUCCCAGGUUUAUGCUUUGCUAGCAAGUCAAAAUGGGGGUUUUGACAAGUUGAACUAUGGCCCUAGAGACAUGUACAAUCAGAUAGCUAAGAUGAGGUGUGAGAUUGCAGAGAAUGUGGGUAGAGCAUUAAAUUAUUUGGAGGAGAUGGCUGUAAAGGAUAAAUCUUUAUACUACGAAAAGCUUCGGGCAACGGAUGGAAGGUUACUAAAUCUCUUUUGGUGUGAUGGUUUAUGCAGAGAGGACUAUGAAUUGUUUGAAAAUGUUGCGUUUGAUGCUACAUACAAUAAGAAUAAAUAUAAGUGUCAUUUUGUUGUAUUCACAUGUGUCAACCAUCACAACCAAACUGUUGUCUUUGCUGCCUGCAUUGUAACAGAUGAGACGGAUGAGACUUAUAUAUGGGUGUUGCAACAAUUUUUGGAGGCAAUGAAUGGUAAAGCCCCAUCCUCUGUGAUAACUGAUGGGCAAGGGCAAUGA
Messenger RNA from Arachis duranensis, 915 nucleotides. Its product is annotated as protein FAR1-RELATED SEQUENCE 5-like. The coding region runs from base 1 to 915 and encodes 304 amino acids. The transcript has 2 exons. The record is from RefSeq and is a predicted model, not a curated record. Gene Ontology annotation, biological process: regulation of DNA-templated transcription. Lineage: Eukaryota; Viridiplantae; Streptophyta; Magnoliopsida; Fabales; Fabaceae.